GUCGCGCAGUUCUUUGUCGUCAUACAGCGCCCUUUAUCCGCACUUCCGCCCACUCGCCAAUUCUUUUCCUUUCGGCGGCGCGUGGCGGCAAGAUGGCGGUGCAGAUAUCCAAGAAGAGGAAGUUUGUUGCUGACGGCAUAUUCAAAGCUGAACUGAAUGAGUUUCUCACUCGGGAGCUGGCUGAAGAUGGGUACUCCGGAGUUGAGGUCCGAGUUACACCAACCAGGACAGAAAUCAUUAUCUUGGCCACCAGGACACAGAAUGUUCUUGGUGAGAAGGGCCGGCGGAUCCGGGAAUUGACUGCUGUGGUUCAGAAGAGAUUUGGCUUCCCUGAGGGCAGUGUAGAGCUUUAUGCUGAAAAGGUGGCCACAAGAGGUCUGUGUGCCAUUGCCCAGGCAGAGUCUCUGCGUUACAAACUCCUAGGAGGCCUUGCUGUGCGGAGGGCCUGCUAUGGUGUGCUGCGGUUCAUCAUGGAGAGUGGGGCCAAAGGCUGCGAGGUCGUGGUGUCGGGGAAACUCCGAGGACAGAGGGCUAAAUCCAUGAAGUUUGUGGAUGGCCUGAUGAUCCACAGUGGGGACCCUGUUAACUACUAUGUUGAUACUGCCGUGCGCCACGUGCUGCUCAGACAGGGUGUGCUGGGCAUCAAGGUAAAGAUCAUGCUGCCUUGGGACCCAACUGGUAAGAUUGGCCCUAAGAAGCCCCUGCCUGAUCACGUGAGCAUUGUGGAACCCAAAGAUGAAAUACUGCCCACCACUCCCAUCUCCGAACAGAAGGGUGGGAAGCCAGAGCCACCUGCCAUGCCUCAGCCGGUACCCACAGCAUAAUAGGGUCUCCUUGGCCGCUGGAUCUGGAGUCUGGAUGUUGCUCUAUAAAGACCUUUAAUAAAAUCUUUUUAAAAGAC
This is a messenger RNA of Balaenoptera musculus (blue whale), 901 nucleotides long. It is a transcript of the gene RPS3, whose product is annotated as ribosomal protein S3. The record is from RefSeq and is a predicted model, not a curated record. Gene Ontology annotation, molecular function: structural constituent of ribosome; RNA binding. Gene Ontology annotation, cellular component: nucleus; cytosolic small ribosomal subunit. Bases 93 to 824 code for a protein of 243 amino acids. The transcript has 7 exons. NCBI's taxonomy places the organism in Eukaryota, Metazoa, Chordata, Mammalia, Artiodactyla, Balaenopteridae. Gene Ontology annotation, biological process: positive regulation of apoptotic signaling pathway; translation.